Molecule: messenger RNA, 5506 nt
Organism: Malaclemys terrapin pileata
Lineage: Eukaryota; Metazoa; Chordata; Testudines; Emydidae
Exons: 4
Coding region: 2829-4484 (551 amino acids)
Biological process (GO): DNA replication
Molecular function (GO): DNA binding; DNA-directed DNA polymerase activity; nucleotide binding
Source: RefSeq, a predicted model, not a curated record
CUGUUAGCAACUAUGUUUGAAACAAUGGGCUAAGAGGGUAUAAAAACCACAGGUAUGCUGCAGUUUGUCCUUUUCAACAGAAAACUUUCUUGGAUAGCUGCUGGACUGCAAAAAGAGUGUGAUCUGUUUAGCAUGGAACCAGUAACUUUAAACUCCACUUCACCACCAGGCCAAGGCCCAAGCACACAUGAGGGGGAACAGAACAAGCAUGUGCCUGCAACACUUUAUCCCAUAGUGAAAGUACAGUCAAAACAUGAGAGAUCCUUAGACCAGAGGGAAAACAAGCUGAAAAGAAAAAGGAAAGAGACCGCUGAAAAGGAAAAUUCACCAGCAUCAGUGACGGAUGGAUGGAUGAAGCCCUGUAAAUAUAUUUUGCUUAUUGCUUUGGUUGUUCUAUGAGGUUUUGUAUUUUAAGUAAAUACAUAGGUGUGGGUGAGACAGGGUGGUAAAGUUCAGUUUUUGUAAAAUGUUGUUUUUCCCCGUCAUAAGCCUGGGCAACUCUUCUGACAAUGCUGUAGUCAGAGAUACAAGGACAUCUCCUCCAGAACUGCCAACGAACCAGGAAUGUGCUUUGAGACCUUUAACAACGCAAAACAUCCGGGCAGUCCAAACCUCAUAUACGUCAAACCCAAGGACAAAACAAAAGACUCUGGUAAAAAACAACCAUGCCACCACAACUCCAGUUCCUCAGUGGCCACCACCACACUAAGCCCUGAGGAAACUGUGAGCGAAAACAUCCACAUUCACAAAUCCAGAGCACGCACUCUAGGGGUUCUGAAUGUGCGCAAACCCGGAGCAUGUGCUCUAGGGGUUGCGUUUAAAAAUCCAAGGACUAAAAGCUUCUGCGAUGCUGAGGUAUUGCAAUCACACAACCAGCACUCUAGUUCCUCAGCGGCCACCACCACACCAAGCCCUGAGGAAACUGUGAGCGAAAAUGCCCACAUUCACAAACCCGGAGCAUGCGCUCUAGGGGUUGUGAAUAAAAAACCAAGAACUGACAAACCAUUCUCCCAAAACCAUAAGCUUGUCCCAGCUCCCCCAUAUUCUAGUAGUUGGGAAGGGGUUGAGGCUUCCCUCAGAAAAGUGGUGGAGGAUGUAUCCUCGGGUAGUCUAAAAGAACGGGAUUCUAGAAAGAAAUGGGGAAAAAUAUGAUGCUUGGUUCAGAGCCAUGCUGAAAAAUAUAGGGGCUGGAAAGGGUGGCUCUGAGCAGGCAUGACUAGUCGUGUAAAGGGGCCUCGGUAAAAGGGGCACCCUCCAGGGUACACAUCAGCUCAUGUGUAAACAAAAGGGGGGGCAGCGCUUGGGGGAUAAACAGAUGGCUGCCAAAAAGUUCCAGGCCCAGGUUGUUGUAAAAAUUUUAAAAAAGGGCUAAAGAGGUAAUGAGGGAAAAAAAACAAAAACAAAGAGAGAUGCCCCCUACUGGAGGCUCUCAAACUGGCUUGUCUGAAAAUGGGGAGGCGGAAUCAGACUCUGGUUUAGCAAAUUCCCCAGAGGGCUCUCUAGACGGGUCCCGUUCUACUCCCAAUGACCCUCAUGGAGGCGCCUCAGAGUCUGACUCUCAAAUAGCAUCUGAUGUAGAAGAUGCCGCUAAUGAUCCCGUAGAGGAACCCCCCAAGUAACCCCGAAAAUGCCGAGGUGUAUAUGAAGAGAGUGAGAAGUUGGCAACGUGAAGUAUCCAGAUUUGGGAGGUCUGUGUAUUGUGAGGAAUUUCGUUUUGUUAAUGUUGAGCAAAUAAAUUCAGCUCAGCAGAUUGUUGAAGCCAUACACCGGGGAAUACAGUUAGUGCUCGAUGACAUUAAUGGUAGGGUAGGCCCUGAUGAUUAUGUUCAGUUACGUUUAGAGAGCCGUAAUUUAACUAACUCUUUGUUUUCGGUCAAAAGAACUAGGGAUGAGCUGUCUGCUGAGGAUUUCUUAAAUCAGACCUCAAAACUGCUACAGAGCAAUAGAGAGUUGCAUCUCGAUGGGACGUUGCGCCUUGUUGUGACAGUUGUAAAAAAUAGGGGUGGGGGCGCUCGUAGAGUUUUAAAUACUAUCCUUAAUAGUCAAAUUAUUCAUAAAAAGAGACCGUGUUUAGUAGACCUGACUUACACCGGUACCAAUUUGUGUUUUGCGGGUGGGCUCUUGGCCGUCAUGUCCGAUUGUAAACCUACGGACGCGGAAUUGUUAGCGGAGGCGAGAAAGUUACAUGGGAAACUGGGGUGGUCAGAUCAAAAAAAGGUUAUGCUCAGCGACGUAGCAAAGUUUGAACAGCAUUUAGGAGUUAACAUACAGGUGGUGCUGUAUACGACAAAAGGCGGCUGGGGCUUUUUUAAAACGGGGGGCACAGUGUACCCCAAGACUUAUUUUAUCCUGUUGCAUGAUGAGCAUUACUAUGGGGUUCUGGAUGUAAAAAAGUUGUUCGGAGCGAAAAAUUGUGAGUUUUGCCACAUGGUGUACAGCCACGACCACUCUUGCAGGUAUCGUUGCCGCCUCUGCUUGAGCGUAACGUGCUCAGACAGCAUGGGCAUGCAGCAGCGGUGUCCUAGCUGUAGACUGUAUUGUCGGUCCAAAGAGUGUUUAGACAGACAUAUCGACUGUGCAUCAAAAAACCAAGUUGAAUGCCUGUCUAAAAUUUUGUGUGAGAAGUGUCAGUCUUACGUGAACAAGCGGCAUAGGUGUAAAGGGAGAUGGUGUAAGCAGUGUCAGGGUUUGAUCGUUGGUGAUGUAGACGGUCACCUCUGUUUUAUGGACAGACUUAGAAAGCCCGAAUCUUCAGAAAAGUAUAUUUUUUUUAUGAUUUCGAAUGCACGCAGGAGACCAGGGUGCACACUCCGAAUUACAUUUUUGCUAUGUCCCUAAAGCUAGAAAAAUCCUGGGAAUUUAAGGGCGAUGAGUGUCUUUCUGUGUUUGUGAAGACCUUUAUUGGCAAAGAGUUUCGGGACUACAUGUUCCUAGUACAUAAUUCUAAAGGUUAUGUUGCAUACUUUAUUGUUAGACGGUUACUCAAGGAAAAGAUGGGCCUAGAACUGAUCACUCAGAGUAGUAAACUAAUGUGCGUGGAAGUUAAGGCCCUGGGCAUUCGUUUUAUAGACUCUUUAAACUUCUUGCCCAUGAAGCUUAGCAAGCUACUGCAGGCGAUGGGGUUUGAAGAGUGCAAAGCGUAUUUUCCACACUUUUUUAACACGUUAGAAAAUCAAAAUUACGUGGGGCCUAUGCCCGGUAUGGAGCACUAUGGUGUAGAAAGCAUGAUGCCCAGAGGAAAAGCAGAGUUUCUCGACUGGUAUCGGGACCAUAGCUCUGAGGCGUUUGACUUGCAGAAAGAGCUCGCGUAUUACUGUCAGCAGGAUGUAAAAAUUUUGAGACAGGCCUGUAUCCUAUACAGAAAAGAGAUUAUGAAAAUGACGGAGAAGGGAGAUGUAGUAGAGAGAGAACCUGGUAAAUUCACUGAGAUAAAACUGUGUAUAGAUCCUUUCUGGUACAUAGCCAUGCAGACAGAUGCCAGUGUUAUGUACAGGUUUAUGUUUUUGGAGCCUAACACGGUAGCAUUUCUCCCUCCAGACAACUAUCACAGGCAGAAAAAGAGAUAUUCGACCCCAUCUAUUCAGUGGCUGUUGUAUAUCUCUCACAAAGAAAAUAUACAAAUACGGCACGCUUUACAGGGUGGGAAACUACAGGUAGGCCCCUACUUUUUAGACGGUUAUGCCGAUGUUGAUGGGGUACGCACAGCCUUUGAGUUUAACGGGUGUUUUUUCCAUGGCUGUGUCACCUGUUAUUGUGAAAAAGCACAAAAUCCUAUGACGGGGACAUCUUUUGGGUUUCUUUAUUACAAGACGCAGCUCAAGACCGACUAUCUGAAACGACUUGGUUUUGUAGUGAAGACUCUUUGGGAGCAUGAGUGGGAGGUGAUAAAAGAAACAGACAGGGAGCUUGCAGACUUUUUAAACCGAGCCCAGUUACCCCAGCCUCUCGUGCCUAGGGAUGCUCUUUUUGGGGGGAGGACAAACGCUAUCCGCCUAUAUUACAAGCCUAACCCCGGGGAAGAAAUCCACUAUUAUGAUUUUACCAGCCUGUACCCUUUCGUAAACAAAACCAAAGAAUACCCUAUCGGACACACCGAUAUAGUCUAUGACAAAUUUGGGCCCCUUGCAAAUUAUUUUGGAAUUGCAAAAGUUAAAGUGUACCCCCCACGAGGUCUCUUUUUCCCAUUGUUACCUGUCAGAGUGGGUGGCAAGCUUAUGUUCCCGCUAUGCCAAACCUGUGCAGAAACCGAGCAGUGGGAGACAUGCACCCAUACUGACGAGGAGCGGGCCAUCCUGGGGACUUGGUGCAUGGUGGAAUUGAAUGCGGCCAUAGCGAAGGGGUACGCGGUGGCUAAGAUCUAUGAAAUCUGGCAUUUUAAUGAAAAAUCUGAAACUCUUUUCAGAGUACAUAAAAUUACACCUCCGUCAGAAACAAGAGGCUUCAGGGUAUCCCAGUUGGUGCACAGACGAGGAAAAACAAAAUAAGUACAUUAGCGAUUUCUACCAGAAAGAAGGCGUGCAUUUACGCCAACACGAGAUCAGAUCAAACCCUGCUAAACGCCAAAUUGCUAAACUGUUUUUAAAUUCUCUGUGGGGUAAAUUCGGCCAAAGAUCCAACCUACCCAACACCAGCAUCAUGAGAGACCCUGACGAACUCUUGCAGUACCUGUUCUCCCCCAAUUAUGAGGUUUCAUCCUGCGAGUUUAUCGAUGAUGAAACAGCGUGCGUGUCGUGGAAGCACGCAAAAGACCAGUACUGUCUCUGGCAAUACCAAUGUUUUCAUAGCCUGUUUCACCACCGCUUAUGUCCGCUUAGAAUUAUACAGCCUCCUAGACGGUUUGCAAGAGCGGUGCCUGUACCACAACACUGACUCGGUGAUAUUUGUGAAAAGGGAGGGUGACUGGAAUCCCCCUCUGGGGGAUUAUUUAGGAGACCUCACGAGCGAGAUCCCGCCAGAUCAACACAUCACCAAGUUUGUGUCGGCAGGCCCGAAAACCUAUGGGUAUAAGCUGUCGGAAAGGCCUGUAUGAAAGUCAAAGGUAUUACCCUAAACGUAGCAAACUGCGAAAAGAUCAACUUCGACAGUUUGAAAGAUCUAGUCUUGGACUAUUGCACGGGUCUGCAAGAAAACACCUCAAAAAAGAUAGAGGUGCAGCAGCCCUCUAUCGUAAGAAACAAAAACCAGUGGCAAAUAGAGACAAAAACCCUUAAAAAGACACAAAGUGGUUUACAACAAGAGGGUCCUAAGAGAAGGUUUUAAAACCCUGCCCUAUGGUUUUUGAAAAAAUGGAUAUGAGGUGGAACACCCCUUUUCUGCAAUUCUCGCGGGGCCUCGCAACUGCGGGGAAAAGUUAUUUAUAAAAAACGUGUUGGAUAAUGCCAAACACACACUGUCUGUUAUGCCUGAGAAUAUCGUGUGGUGUUACAGUUGUUGGCAACCUCUGUAUAAAGAACUGCUUUGUAAAUAUCCCUUUAUCAAUUUUGUGGAGGGUCUGCCUGAUGCUUUU